CUCCUCCACCCAAACCUAUUUAUGUCUACAUUCACCAAAACAACCACCGGGGGCUGGUCGCCACAGGGAUGUAUGCCAGCGCACUUGCAGGCGAUGUUGACGGAGGAGGGUCUUACGGCGGAGGACUACGCCUUGGCGUUCCUCCAACUCGUCCGCUUGUUGAAGACGCAGCGCCGUACGGGCUGGCUCGACCAUGAUAUCACCGAAUGCGAGUCCAUCGCCGACCAUAUGUACCGCAUGGGAAUCAUCUCCAUGGUGGCCGACACAGCUACCCGCACGCUCGACACCGACAGGUGUGUCAAGAUAGCCUUGGUGCAUGAUAUCGCAGAGGCUCUAGUGGGCGAUAUUACGCCGUUUGACAAGCAUGUGGGUAAGGAAGAGAAGCAUGAGCGGGAGUUGAUGACGAUCGAGUACUUAUGCGAGUUGAUACAGCCAUACAACGCUGCGUAUUCGCGCGAGUUGCUUGAAUUGUGGCUCGACUACGAGGAGAUCAGAACCGACGAGGCCCGUUUGGUCAAGGAUAUCGACAAGUUUGAGAUGAUCCAGCAGGCAUAUGAGUACGAGGUUCAGUACGGUGGCACUAUCGACUUGGAUCAGUUCUUCAAUGCUAGAGCGUCCAUCAAGACGGUCGAGAUCGGCCGUUUAUGUGAUCGGGUCUUGCAGAGAAGAGAGAAAUUCUGGCAGUCUGUGAAGAAGCAGGCGUAGUAUUUGCAUAUUAAUACCCUGCGUGAGGCGCUAGCCGAGGGCAUCUGGGGUGGACACGUUAUAAGGUAACUUGUAAUUGGAAUUACCAAGGUGUAGCCAAAUUCUGGAUAGUAUAGAAACAUGAACGAUAUUCAUA
This is a messenger RNA of Babjeviella inositovora NRRL Y-12698, 841 nucleotides long. RefSeq names its product 5'-deoxynucleotidase. NCBI's taxonomy places the organism in Eukaryota, Fungi, Ascomycota, Pichiomycetes, Serinales. The coding region runs from base 22 to 705 and encodes 227 amino acids. Gene Ontology annotation, molecular function: 5'-deoxynucleotidase activity. Gene Ontology annotation, cellular component: cytoplasm. The transcript has a single exon. The record is from RefSeq and is a predicted model, not a curated record.